Messenger RNA from Elgaria multicarinata webbii, 4256 nucleotides. RefSeq names its product crystallin lambda 1 (gene CRYL1). Bases 94 to 1068 code for a protein of 324 amino acids. Gene Ontology annotation, molecular function: L-gulonate 3-dehydrogenase activity; NAD+ binding. NCBI's taxonomy places the organism in Eukaryota, Metazoa, Chordata, Lepidosauria, Squamata, Anguidae. The record is from RefSeq and is a predicted model, not a curated record. Gene Ontology annotation, biological process: fatty acid metabolic process. The transcript has 8 exons.
UCCUUUAAGUUGGAGGUGGCCCAAGUUGCCCAGAGGGUGUUCUGUGCUGGGAUCUCCUCUCUGUGCCGUGGGUGCUGCACUUGAUCUAGCGAGAUGGACCCUAUACAAGAAGGACGGGUUGUGAUUGUUGGCAGUGGACUCAUUGGAUGCAGUUGGGCCAUGGUUUUUGCUUCUGGUGGCUUCCAAGUAAAGCUCUAUGAUAUUGUGCAAGAGCAGGUAACAAGGGCCUUGGAAAAAGUUGGCAAACAAAUGAAAGAACUAGAAAAGACAGGAAUGCUGAAAGGGUCACUGAAAGCCGAUCAACAGCUUGCUCUUAUUAGUGGUGGCACAGAUUUAAAAGCAGCAGUAGAGGGCGCCGUUUAUAUUCAGGAGUGUACGCCUGAGAACCUAGAGCUGAAAAAGAAGAUAUUUGGCCAGUUAGACCUUAUUGUCAGUAACAACGUUAUUCUGAGCAGCUCAACCUCCUGUCUUAUGCCUACAAAAUUGUUCACUGGACUGAAGCAUGUUAAACAGUGUAUAGUGGCACAUCCUGUAAACCCGCCAUAUUAUGUUCCUCUGGUUGAAUUGGUUCCGCACCCAGAAACAGAUCCUUCUACAAUGGAAAAAACAUAUGCUCUGAUGAAGAAGAUUGGUCAGUCCCCAGUUAAACUGACAAAAGAGAUAGAUGGGUUUGCUCUGAAUCGGCUCCAGUAUGCAAUUAUUAGUGAAGCAUGGAGACUUGUUGGUGAUGGAAUAAUAUCUCCUCAUGAUCUAGACCUUGUGAUGUCUGAUGGCUUAGGAAUGCGAUAUGCUUUCAUAGGACCUCUGGAAACAAUGCAUCUCAAUGCAGAAGGAACUCUGAACUAUUGUGACAGAUAUCGUGAAGGCAUGAUACGUGUCUUGAGAAGCUUUGGGCCAAUACCAGAUUUUGCUGGGGAAACAGAACAGAAAAUCAAUCAGGCAAUGUCCGAUGAAACUCCAACAGACCCAGAGCACCUAAAUGCCAGGAGACGCUGGCGAGAUGAGUGCCUCGUGCGUUUGGCCAAACUGAAAAAGGAAAUUAAAUCUGAUGUCAUGAAUCACCUUUAAAUCACAGAGCAGUCAUCAUCAGGUUGUUGUGUGAAUGGGCGCAACCCUCAAAUUGGCAAAAGUUAAAUCAUGGAAGACAUGAUGGCAAGUGCAAGAGGCCAGUUGAUCUUUACAACUACAGUCAGCUAAUUAAGGCUGGAAUAUGUUUAUCUGAAUAGCAACAGAAGCUGAUUCCUAAAUGAUGUUUUAAAGCCGCAAUCUGAAAACCCUUGGGGCAGAUGUAUGGAUUUAAGCGGGAAUGCAUGGGGAUAGAUUUGAUUGUAGAUUGCACCUUCACUGCUUUAGACUACUGGAAUGCAAGACUUAAUUCAUUUUAAGCAACAUCCUGUGUUUCAAUACACAGUAACUUCACAGACUGCACUGCCCCGUGUAACCCUAAUUAUAAGUAAUUUCAGUAUGUCGACCCUUGGAUGGCUUUUUUUCAGCAUCACCUUAAAAGUUAACACCAAUUUAAUAGAGAGUACUUAUUUAUUUAAAAUGUAUGUCCGUAGUGGCCAUUCACCCACACAAGAACAAAUGAUAUGUAAUACCUUGUUUACUGAAUUCAACUUUACAGUUUGCAGCUUUGAAGGCCGCAGAACGCUCGCCUGACUCUGGUUCUGAAAAAAAUCCACUUCAUCAACUCCUUCCUUCUAGCUAAGUAUAUUCAGUUUCAAAAUCCAAGGGAAGCAUGUUUCUUGCACUGGUCUGUGUGGAAGCUAUCCUUCAGAUACCAAUGUGUUGGGUGUUGAACCUUCUGUAAAGAAUUCUGUAGGAACUUCAGAAGCUACCUUAUGCCCAGGAAGACUAUAGGUCCACUAGCUCAGUAUGUCCACCUGGCCUAGCAGAGGCUCUCCAGGGAUUCAAAACAGGAGUCUUUCCGAGACCUGCCUGUGGAUUUGAACCCAGGGGCUUUGACAAGUAAAACAUAUGUUGUACCACUGGGCUGCAGUUCCUUCCCUAUCAACAUUCAGCAGACAAAUACAUCAGCUAUAGACCACAGCUACAUAUUAAGAACUCAAAAAAUAAAGAUAACCGAAAACAAAGCACAAAUGUCAAGCGACAUGGAGUUAUACAUCGUGAACAAGUAUUUGGUAGAUAAAAAGGUCUAGAUUACAAAACAAAAAGCAUUUUGCAGUCCCAUUGGUCAUAAACUUUCCAGCUAUUACAAGCUUUUUUCAAUUGUCAGAAAUGCCAGAUUCUGUUAACACUGUUAAACUUAAAUAUGGUUACAGCUAAUGUUGAAAGUUACCAGAGCUUUAGUAAUUUUAGGCUCCUGGCUAAAAACCUAAACAUGCAAAUUUGGGAGUAAUCCCAUUGAAAUCAGAAGCACUUGCACUCAAAGUAACUUGGAUACAAUUGGAGAGAAAGUAAGUUAUCUAGAGUAGAGAUAAAUUAACUGUGAAGGGUUCUUCGCAUGAUAUUAACAUUAUAGUAUGUAUGGUUAGAAAUCAAAAAGUAAGAGAAUGUUUUCAAAGUACUCUGUUGCUUCUGUCCCUUGUAGUAUGCACACCAGAAAAUAAAUACAGUUUAGAAAUAUGCAAGAGGGAACCCGCAAGGAAUUGUGGGGAGAAAGGGGGGAAAACUAGUCUGAUUCCUUUGCUUCACAUACCCUUUCCUAGCAAUAAAUCAGUCAGUCUUUGACAGGGUGGCGAUGGACUGGGUAAGGAGAUAGCUUCCUCUGAGCCUAGUCCCUCCAGAAUCCCCUAAAGAGGGAGCUGAGCUCUUCUUUCAUUCCCAAACAACCAUUGGGGAAAGGAAGUGGCCCUGGGGCAGCAUGUCAAAGAGGCACACGUUGACCUGGUUAGCUUAUAACGACAACUCAAGGUAUGGGUUGUCAUUGAAUCAAGAGUUGUUGUUGAACUUUGGGUUGUUACAUGCGAACCUGGCAUUAUGGUUUUAGCGUGGAUUGUUAACCAUGAACAACCCAGAGUUCACAGCCCAACAACAAACCAUGGAUUCUCUUCCUGGGUUGUUUGUUGUUAAGAACCCAUAGUUAAACCAUAGUGCAGAAUUUGCACAUAAUGACAACCUACAAGUCAGCAACAAGCUACAGUUCAAUGACAAUAAUCAACCCAUACUCCAGGUUGUCACGUGCAAACUGUGCUUGUUUCUCUGACCCAAAUUUCUCCCACUUUUGUGAUAUUUUGGAGACAAAACAUACAUAUAUAAAUAUUGGCACCAUUUCUGUUGCAUUUUUAAAACUAGGUUUUCCAUUUCUGGUCCUGUAAUUAAAAGAUUUUCUGUGAAGAAACAGAUGACUUCUUUGUUCUAACCACUGCAGAGAUCAUCAUGUCUGGAAAUCUUAGUCCAUGGGGCAAGUCCCAAAGGUAAUCUUUAUAGACCACACACUGAAGAAAAACCCAUUAAUUUCUGCUAUUAAAAGCAGAAGUUGCUAUUCCAUUGCCUAUAGAGGUGGGGAAUUUAGUUGAAGCCCACUAGGGACACUUACUAGAUUACAUUUAUGCAACAUGGGGAAUUCUUCCGAGUUUUUCUUCAUGUCUUAAGCUCUGUAUAUGAUGUUUUAAGAGGAUUAUAGACCCUAAAGAAAGUUCAGCUGGGGAGGUCCUACUCCGUGUUUCCCCUCCAUCUGAAGUGUGGUUAGUGGGUAUGUGAGACUGUGGUGCUCAGAACAUAGAAUUUCCCUCCGAUAGGGGGCCAGCCUAGCCCCCUUCAACUUAGAUUACUACCUCUGUCCUGUAUAAUUUGGCUGCCACUGGUGGUGUGUUUUGUUCUGUACUUUUAAUGAUAAUGUUGUUUUUUAAUGGUUUUAUUAAUAAUUGCUUAGUGCUUCAGUCCCUAAAAGCAGUAUGUACAUUUUUAAAAUAAGUCAGUAUCAGAGUACUCACUGUGUUGCAUAAACAUGGGCCUGAAAUGCAACUAUUUUGUUUCUAGGCACUAACUACACUAACUGAUUGGUUCCAUUAUUGUGCUAAAAGCUCCAUGACUUUUAAAAACUCAUUAGCAAAUUUAAUUGAAAGAGAAUUUCUGUUUCUUACUUAAACUGUAUCAUUGUGGACUUAAGAUAGUCCUUUUAAGAUAAUUACAAUGACAUUAUUUUCAUUUUGUUAAUUAUGAAUGUGAUAUUUUAAAGACUCAUUUUGUUCUAACUUUUAUGCCUGUUUUUGUUCUGAAAUCUUAGAAGCUUUCUUAGACAGGUAAAUAUAUUUGUGCUUUGCUUGUCAAUAAACAUCUGUAAAUGAAACAUC